GUGAAUGUGUUGAGUUUAUUCACUCAUUUCUACUCUUCGUUGUGUCCAAUGAAUUUUAUCCAUCGUAUCUCAUUUGGAAGUUUGUUUUUCUCUUCGACCUCAAAGACCUAAUGAACUUUAUUAAUCUCCAAUCGAUUGGUCAAGUAUUCCAAUUGUGAAAUGUCUGCCAAUUCAUCGGAUUCACCAAUAACCCAAUCCCCAUCCCAAUCUUCACCUUCACCGACCAACAUCGUGUUAUCUAAAUUAAGUGGACCCACAAAUGAUUUUGGACUUCGUUUCUUGGAACAAUUAAACACCGGCAAUGCGAAUAAAAAUGUCCUCUUCUCUCCUUUAAGUGCCAUCUUAGCCUAUGGUAUGUUAUUGGAAGGUGCAACCGGCAGAACUGAACAACAGAUCAAAGAGGUUCUCCAAUUAUCUUCUCUUGGUAAUCAAACAUCGGAUGUUUCUCAAGCCGCUAAAAAGCUUCUCACAGGAUACAAAUCGAUUGAAGAUGGUUCUAGUGGUCGUAACUUCUCUUUGGCUAUUGGUAAUUUGGCGAUGGUCAAUAAAAACGCUACUCUCAAAGAGACUUAUGCUCGUAGUUUGUUGGCCAAUUAUUUCGCUCAAGCAACAAAUGAAGACUUUGAAAAUGGAACCGCAGUAAUGAAUAAACUAAACUCAUGGAUCUCUGAAAAAACUUUUGGAAAAAUCAACAAGAUCUUAUCCAGUCCACCAGGCCCAGAAACUAUAUUAAUGUUGAUAAACACCGUUUACUUCAAAGGAAAAUGGGUCGAACCAUUCCCUAAUUCGUCAACAAUCGAUGACACUUUUACCAAUUCUGAUGGAACCAUAAGUAAGAUCAAAAUGAUGUCCAUUCGAGAUAAAAAAUUCAAUUAUGUUCACAAUCAAGCAAAGAAAGUCAAGGUUGUAGAGCUUCCAUACAUUGGAAAUGUCAGCAUGAUCUUCAUUGUACCCACCGAAUCCAACACUCUGUCCAGUUUGGUUCCUACAUUGAAUUCAACGGAAUUAGAUAAUCUUUUGAGUUCCAUGAGUUCAACGAAGCUUCGAGUUGUUAAUAUUCCCAAAUUCAAACUGGAAGAUACCCACAAGUUACAUGAGAUUUUUCCUCGUAUGGGAAUGGACUUACCAUUCAGCGAUUUGGCUCAACUUCCCAACAUUGCAGAAAACUCUGAAUUAAAAGUAUCACAAUCAAUCCAAAAGGCUCUGAUUGAGGUCGAUGAAGAGGGAACUGUCGCUGCAGCUACAACACUCAUUAUCACCGUCUUAAGAAUGAGUUACUUCCCAGCUGAAGAUAUUGUCAUAGAUCGUCCUUUCCUCUUUAUGAUUCGAGACAAUUUAUCUGGAGUUAACCUUUUCAUGGGUCAAAUGAAUAAGAUGCCGAAUCUUGAUACGCCAACAGUAUCCACCACCGCUAUUCCAGCACAAUCAUCAUUAUCACCAGUGCAAUCCACUCCACCAGCCAGUAAUCAAACUACAAACUCAUCCACAGCUUUAUAAUCAAUUGAACGAUUAAUGCGAUUCCAAGUUUAAUGCACAAAUCAUGACAGUUAAUUAUCUUCUUUCAAUUCAAUAACUGAUUACUUUGCAAUAAUUUACAGAUACUAAUAGUAUAAAUCUCGAGCUUAUUGUUUUUGUUUUCUAAAUUAACAUAAAUUACAUCAACACUGAAAGUCAAUUGUCUUUCAUUUCCUCUUCCAAUGUUACCCUUUCUGGCAUUUUUAUCUAUUAAUUAAUCAAUUGAUUUCUGUCCUAAGCUUUUUGUAAGCUCAAUCAAACGCACAAUCUUGUUCUGAAAAUCAUUCGCAAUCAACCAUCAUCUUUAAUAAUCCUUAAUUGGAUUCUCAAGUCUUGAAGCUCUUUUAAGUGUCAAUGAAGAUCAAGAUUAUUGUUGACUAGUUAUAUAAAAGCUUAAUUAUAAUAAUAAAAACAUAAACAAAACUAAA
Panonychus citri (citrus red mite) is the source of this 1943-nucleotide messenger RNA. Its product is annotated as intracellular coagulation inhibitor 2-like. Gene Ontology annotation, molecular function: serine-type endopeptidase inhibitor activity. NCBI's taxonomy places the organism in Eukaryota, Metazoa, Arthropoda, Arachnida, Trombidiformes, Tetranychidae. Bases 160 to 1497 code for a protein of 445 amino acids. The record is from RefSeq and is a predicted model, not a curated record. The transcript is spliced from 4 exons.